Molecule: messenger RNA, 1101 nt
Organism: Thermothelomyces thermophilus ATCC 42464
Lineage: Eukaryota; Fungi; Ascomycota; Sordariomycetes; Sordariales; Chaetomiaceae
Exons: 4
Coding region: 115-948 (277 amino acids)
Source: RefSeq, a predicted model, not a curated record
ACUUGCACCCUUGGAGAGCCGGCAUAUUUAUAUACAAUCGCAAUCUCGACCGCUAGAUUGGUCUAGUUCUUCACGCCAGGAACACUUUGUCCCCCGCAGCACAACACAUUCACCAUGAGGGGUGAACGGUUUGUAACACUGCUCUCACUGGCGGUUUCUGCCAGAGCCCAGUUUGACAGCCUGGACCCCUGCGGACAAACAUGUGUUGGCAAUACCAAUAAUCUGGCGGGCCAGUUUGGCUGCGCGGCCAUGGAUUUCAGCUGUCUCUGUGGCGUUCCGGACUGGAGCAACUCUAUCAGAGACUGCGCAGAGGGUGCUUGCCCUCCCGGCUAUGCGCCGACUGUGGUCAGCGCAGCCUCCGCCGUGUGUGCCACGGCCACCCUCCCCCCUGGGGCUUCCAUCCCGACGUCUCAGACGAGCACGUCGUCGGAGACGCCUUCGCCAACCGCCAAGGCGUCGACCGAGUCGUCCGAGAAGAGCUCAAGCACAACUAAAACCUCGACCAAGUCGGAGACCUCGGCAACGUCGACAACUUCGACGACGAUGACAAGCUCGACAACGUCUGCGACGCCAGCAAGCUCAACGGCUGAGCCGACCAAAACUGUCAGCAGUUCGACAACUGCCUCAUCGACUCCCGGAGCAGCAACGUCUGAAGCGGCCAAGGGCUCGGCCUCGACCGGGAUUAGUGAGGCUGGAAAGAUUGGCAUAGGCAUCGGCGUGGCUGCCGUCGUGAUUGCCCUCGCCGCGGUGGCUGCCUGCUUCAUGCUGCGCAAGCGACAGGCGACGCAGCCACCCAAGUUCAAGAUCUCGCAUCCCAUGCCCAGCAACGAGUACGCCUACACGAACAACAAUCACUCAGACAACGACUUUGGAUCCAGCGAACUGGAGAUGAAGAGUCGACGAUACGAAGACAUGCUUCCGCGCACAGAGCCACGGCAGAUGGUCUAGUUCGGCACUGCUCCCGGUUCUGAAGCGCCACGGUUCUCGGGUUAGGGGGAAAGGGGCGUUUCAACCUAGGAAUGAGGAAUGUCAGACAGAGAAUGCUGCUGGAACAGGGUCUGCGAGACAAAGCGGAAGAUGGGAGCCGAACACGAACUGGCA